Micropterus dolomieu (smallmouth bass) is the source of this 749-nucleotide messenger RNA. Its product is annotated as proteoglycan 4-like. The coding region runs from base 270 to 749 and encodes 159 amino acids. The transcript is spliced from 14 exons. The record is from RefSeq and is a predicted model, not a curated record. Lineage: Eukaryota; Metazoa; Chordata; Actinopteri; Centrarchiformes; Centrarchidae.
AGCAGAUAGUUGCUGUCCUGAAAAAGGAACAUGUGAAUGUUACAAAAACAGAGGUUUCUGAAGUUCCUAAAGUGAAAGCCAAACCAGGACCUGCAACGAAGGUGGCAGCUCCUAAGGAAACCAAGAAGGAACCAAAACAAAAACUCAAACCUAAACCUUUAAAACCAGAAGUUUCAAAAGAAAAGGCAAAAGCAGCUCCUGCUGAGAAAGAACAAGAGGGCCCUCCCAGAAAUGCCUCUCUUGUGAAAGGGAGAGUCAAAAUAGUUCCUAUGAAAAAAGCAGCUGAGGUUUCAAAACAGAAGCCUAAACCAGUUCUAACAAAGAGAGAACCUGCUCCACUCAAGAAAAAAACAACUCCAUUAGUGAAAGAGGCAGAAAUACCACACAAAAAUGUCUCACUAACAAAAGAAAAGGUCAAGGUUGUGCCACUGAAGAGAGUGCCUGUAACUCCAAAAGAGAAAGUCAAACCAGCACCAACGAAAAAAGCUGAGGCUCUCAGGGAGAAGAAGGCCGAGCCAGUGACUCCCACAAAAGAACCUGAGGCCAAGACAGAUCUUGCCAAAAAAGCACCUGAGGUUACAAAGGAGAAACCCAAGCCAUCUCUUGAAAAGAAAGAACUGGAGACUCCUAAAGAAAAAGACAAAAUUGCUGCACUGAAGAAAGAAGAGCUGCCCUACUUCCAGUGUUUCUUUGUGGAUGAGGACGAGGCUCAAUUUCCGUUCUAUGCCUUCUCACCGCUGCAGAUUUGA